Molecule: messenger RNA, 3425 nt
Organism: Manihot esculenta (cassava)
Lineage: Eukaryota; Viridiplantae; Streptophyta; Magnoliopsida; Malpighiales; Euphorbiaceae
Product: B3 domain-containing transcription repressor VAL2
Exons: 13
Coding region: 402-3176 (924 amino acids)
Molecular function (GO): zinc ion binding; DNA binding
Source: RefSeq, a predicted model, not a curated record
AGAAAGGUGGGCGAGUUCGCCGAGUCUUGAAGUAUCAUCGUGCAUGCAUUUUUAUUGUAAUUACCAAACUCUUUCUCUCACCUCUGAUACACUGUUACUUUGCAUGCACAUGUUUCUGUUUUAUCUUCUCGAUCGCUGAUUUUUCUCUCCGGUCACCGGUAACCGUCACCACUCCCGAUCCAGGUACUUCUGGGGCUCUAUUUUCCAAUAAUUUAUUUGAUCAAAAGCACAGUGCUUCAAGGUAUGAGAUAGCUGAUAUAUGGAGAAAUCGAACAUGGCGUCUCUGCAUAAUACUUGACAUGAGUACCUGAAGUUGCCUGUCGUAUUGUAUGACAGAUUGUGAUGAGUGGGAUUUGUUUUUGCCCAUUUGAAUUGGCGUUUUUUCGCAAAUUAUAGAAUUGAUGUUGAGAAUGGAGUCGAAGACUUGCAUGAAUGCAUUAUGCGGAGCUUCGACGUCGAGCGGGUGGAGAAAAGGUUGGCCUUUGCGAUCUGGCGAAUUCGCCAAUCUCUGCGACAAGUGCGGGUCUGCAUAUGAGCAAUCAAUUUUUUGUGACAUGUUUCACUCAAAGGAUUCUGGUUGGAGGAAUUGUGCUUCAUGUGGCAAGCGUCUCCAUUGUGGAUGUAUUGCUUCCAUAUUUCUGCUUGAGCUACUUGAUCAUGGUGGUGGCGUUAAUUGUAUAAGCUGUACUAAAAGUUCAGGGGUAAACUCUGUGAUGGGGAAUGAAAAACCUAAUGGAUUUGGAACGUCAAAAGGUGAUGAUAUUGGUGAACUGCAGUCUGCUGACAACCAGUUGGAUGGUGAAAGGAAGCUUAUGCAGUCAGGCUGCACUACUGAGGGUAUUGGCACAAGAGAUUUACUCCAAUUACAGAAUGAGGAGACAAGUGGAUCUUUUAGGCAAAUGAAACAGGAGGAUAAUGUAGCUCCUAGGGCAGAAAUUGGAAUUACAAGUUUCUCAAACUUUAAUCAAGCAUCCAAUGGAUUAUCUCAAAAUUCCAAACCAGAGAUUCACAAAUCAACUAUUGCAGCAAAAGAAUUAUAUGAAUCUCUGGCGCAAACAAACUUGAGUAUCACCCUGGGCUCCCCUUUGGGGAAUCCAAAUUCCUUUCCUGGUGCUGUUGUUGAUGAAAGGGGUCAGAGUAAAGCACCGUCUCCACUCCAACAGGGGUCCAGGUCUCGUCAUCUAUUGCCCAAGCCUCCAAAGUCAGCCCUUGCUACUGGAUUGGAAUCCAAUGUGGGCAUGGUUUCACAGAUACGAGUCGCAAGGCCACCUACUGAAGGGCGGGGACGGAAUCAGUUGCUUCCUCGUUAUUGGCCUAGGAUAACUGACCAAGAGUUGCAGCAAAUAUCUGCAGAUUCAAAUUCCACCAUCGUGCCAUUGUUUGAAAAGGUUCUCAGUGCAAGUGAUGCUGGUCGGAUUGGUCGUCUAGUCCUCCCUAAAGCAUGUGCUGAAGCUUAUUUUCCUCCUAUCUCCCAACCAGAGGGCCUUCCUCUAAGGAUACAGGAUGUAAAGGGGAAAGAUUGGGUAUUUCAAUUCAGAUUUUGGCCAAAUAAUAACAGCAGAAUGUAUGUUUUGGAAGGUGUCACCCCUUGCAUACAGUCCAUGCAGUUGCAAGCUGGAGAUACUGUAACAUUUAGCCGUAUGGAUCCAGAAGGAAAACUUGUUAUGGGUUUCAGGAAAGCAUCAAACAAUAUGGCAAUGCAGGACAUUCAACCAUCUGCCAUUCCUAAUGGUGUCCAUUCAAGUGAAAGUUUCUUUUCGGGUGUUUUUGAGAACCUACCUAUAAUAAGUGGUUACUCUGGCCUUCUUCAGUCUAUAAAGGGAAGCACCGAAACACAUCUAAGUGCACUGUCCAAACAUUUGCAUUCAGCUAAUGGUGAUACUAGCUGGCAUAAAUUCGAGAAGCAUGAGGAAAGGAUGAGGGAGAGCUUGCUGUUACCAUCAUUGCUAGUUCCUGAGAGAAAAAGAACACGAAAUAUUGGAUCUAAAAGUAAGAGGCUUUUAAUUGAUAGCCUAGAUGCUCUGGAGCUCAAACUCACAUGGGAAGAGGCACAGGAUUUGCUCCGCCCACCACCAACUGUCAAGCCUAGCAUUGUCACUAUUGAGGAUCAUGAUUUUGAAGAAUAUGAAGAACCUCCAGUUUUUGGGAAAAGAAGUAUCUUUGUCAUUCGUUCAAUUGGCUUUAUCACCAGGGGACAAGAGCAAUGGGCUCAGUGUGAUAGCUGCUGUAAGUGGCGAAGGUUGCCGGUUGAUGUUCUUCUUCCACCCAAGUGGACUUGUGUGGACAAUGCUUGGGAUCAAAGCAGGUGUUCAUGUUCGUCUCCUGAUGAAUUGACCCCGAGGGAAUUGGAACAUCUUCUCACACUCAAUAAGGAGUUCAAGAGACGGAGAAUGACGAGUAUCCAAAGGCCAGCCCAGGAACAAGAGUCUUCUGGCCUGGAUGCUUUAGCUAAUGCUGCAAUCCUUGGAGAUGAGGGUGAUCCAGGCACUACAGCAGUUGCUACAACAACCAAACACCCCAGGCAUCGGCCUGGUUGCUCUUGCAUUGUGUGCAUUCAGCCCCCAAGUGGUAAGGGUAAGCACAAACCUACAUGUACAUGUAACGUCUGCAUGACAGUUAAGCGCCGUUUUAAGACCAUGAUGAUGCGCAAGAAGAAGCGUCAAUCAGAACGUGAAGCAGAGAUUGCCCUGAGGAAUCAGCACUUGUCAGGUCCCAGAGAUGAAGCUGAAGUGGAGAGCAGCUCUAAACAUGUAUUGACGCCCCAAGAUCCUUCAGAGAAUGAGGCUAGGUCAGUGAAUGAGUUGGAACCCAAAAGUCAAAGCAACAAUGUUUCAAACAAAAUGGUUGACAUUGGAAAAGGACACAUUGACUUAAAUUGCCAUCCUGAUCGUGAAGAAGAAUCACAAGUUGGUUUAGCCCGUAUGAGCAUGAUGAAUCUUCUUCAAGUAGCAAGCCUUCCAUUGGAGACAUAUCUGAAGCAGAAUGGUCUUACAAGCUUGGUAUCCGAGCAGCAAGGAAGUUCAGCAUCUCAUGUGCCACCUCAGGCUGGGGAGAGUGAAGGACGACCCGCUGAGGACUGUCAACUUGUUUCGGCUGUCCAAGAGCAGAAGCAGGAGAGUGGAGGUGAAGAGAACUGUGGAACUGGACCAGAGCAAAGCCAAAAUGAUCCUGUAUGAGGUUUUAUUUGUUUAUCUUUGUUGUUUUUAUAAUUUUACAAGUUCAUAGGUCUUCUUCCAGGGAUGGAAACAUUUUUGUUGCUUUUGUAGUUUGAGGGUGCAUGCCUUUAUUCAUUAUACAAAUCUAAUGUGUAUAAUACAAAUAUGAUAUUUCUUUUACAUAACUUGAGAGGGGGAUUCAUGUGCAUAAUAUUUGGAGGUGUGAUCAUAUGUUAGAAAUGUUUCAAAUAUAGUGAACAUUGAAACCAA